AUGUUCGGUUCUGUGCGCCUGGCUUGGGCAGUGCUGCUUGUUAGCUCGGCGUCUGCUCAGCUUGCCAGCGAGCUCACAAAGGAGCAGCUGAAGCCGCUGACAGUUUUCCGACAGCAGCAUCGGCGUCUGGUGGAUGGCCGCCUGUGCGCGGCUGCUUUUGUGCAGGACAAACGUGUCUACACUGGGUGCACAGACGCCCCGAGCCCCGACGGAGGAAGCGGGAGAGAGUGGUGUUAUGUCGAAGCCCAGCUUGUGUCGUCUGGCGAGAGUGAGUCUUGGGGCUAUUGCGGCCAGUGUUGUGGAUUAUGA
Messenger RNA from Effrenium voratum, 309 nucleotides. NCBI's taxonomy places the organism in Eukaryota, Dinophyceae, Suessiales, Symbiodiniaceae. The record is from the annotation of a GenBank genome assembly.